CCAGAGGACGCCGCGCGCGCUGGUCGCUACACGCACUCCGCACGCCGGUCCGUGCCGCGGGUCUCGCUCGGGACGCACGUGAGGAUUACCUUCAUCGCCCUGCCGGCCCUCCGCCAGGGACUCCAUGGGCUGCCUACCUCCCGGGCGGCGCGACGCUGCUACUGCUGCUGCUGCACCUCUGUGGAUUUAACGUGUUCUACCCCUCUCACCCUGUGCCGUGUGAGAGUGAGGAGGAGAGAAAGAUAAAAGGAAAUUAUAAGAGAGCCAUGUGCCCAAUGGCGGUAGUUUUGUGAGAGUGGAGAGGAGUCGAGCCGAGGGGCUCUAGUGUGACACCCCCGCGUGGCAGUCUCUCGCUGCGCCGCACUCAGGACCACAGCCUCCACCAUCAUGGUGACCAUCACCAUGGAAGCGGACGAAGAGCACCGCCGCCCGCUCACGGGCGGCUCUAGGACCCCGCAAGGCGACAAGAACAAUGGAGUUACUGGAGGUCAACGCAGCUCGCCGUCCACGCCCGAGCCGGGCCUGGUGACGGGCCGCGGGUCGGGUCGCGGCUCCGCCAUCGUGGGCAUGCCGACGGCCGUGAGCCCGGCGCCCGGGCCCGAGGUGCUGCUCAUGCGGCCCGAGUCCGCCAAGGCGUCGCCGCCCGCGCUGCCGCCGCGGCCGCGGGUGCCCCCCAGGCCCGCCUCCAUGGCGCCCCAGCGCGCACGCCACGAUGGUAGGGGGCAGGGAAAUCUCACCCUGAAAAUUCAGCUUUGA
Frankliniella occidentalis (western flower thrips) is the source of this 756-nucleotide messenger RNA. RefSeq names its product translation initiation factor IF-2-like. Bases 388 to 756 code for a protein of 122 amino acids. The transcript has 4 exons. NCBI's taxonomy places the organism in Eukaryota, Metazoa, Arthropoda, Insecta, Thysanoptera, Thripidae. The record is from RefSeq and is a predicted model, not a curated record.